This is a messenger RNA of Sinocyclocheilus rhinocerous, 2789 nucleotides long. Its product is annotated as piggyBac transposable element-derived protein 5-like. Gene Ontology annotation, molecular function: transposase activity. NCBI's taxonomy places the organism in Eukaryota, Metazoa, Chordata, Actinopteri, Cypriniformes, Cyprinidae. The transcript has 7 exons. The record is from RefSeq and is a predicted model, not a curated record. Bases 391 to 1947 code for a protein of 518 amino acids. Gene Ontology annotation, biological process: non-replicative DNA transposition. Gene Ontology annotation, cellular component: nucleus.
UUCAGAGGUUAAUCCCAUUGGACAGUGCAGGGAGACCGAGUCAGGUGAUUUCCAAGGAAGCGAUUCAUUCAGUCAUCCUCCACAGAGAGGGGAAUCCGCCCAAUCCGGAUGCACAGAGCGUCUGUGGGGCGGUCAGUUGUGGGGUUCAGCCGGUUUUAGCUCGCAGGAUUUGGGGUAUUUCAGCACCAGAAAGGACGGACAGCUCCCGCGGCGUUCAGCUUUGUUUCCACGCCGCUUCUGAGACCCGUGCCCACUGCAUCUCGCUCUGAGGACCGCGACGCAGAGGGGCUCGGUGGAGCAGACUGCAUGCCGGAUUCGACGCUUUUAAGGAGGUCAUUUGCAUGCGGAAUCUCGCCGGGUGCAGCAGCUCUACGUCGGGACUGAGAAACGAUGGCGGAGUGUGGAAGGAGGGGACUGUCGCUCCUCGAGGAAGCGCGAUCUCGCUACGAGAGCCUGCAGAUUUCCGACGAUGUAUUCGGGGAGUCGGGAGACGACAGCAGCGAAAACCCCUUUUACAGUACGACGGGAGACUCCAAUUCGGAUAACUACACGGAGACGAAUCCGGACGAUGCCAGAGCAGGUAAAGCGAGGAGUCAGAGCUGCGGUCCCCCCGGAUCCGUCUCCAACGGCCAGGCGCAGGAGGAGGGCUGGAGCGACUCGCUACAGGACCUCAGCGUGCCCCACUAUCAGGACACGCAUGGUCCGACACAGAAAAUGCCGGCCACUGCCACGGCCAUGGACUUCUUCCAGCUGUUUGUCCCUGACAACGUCAUUCAGAACAUGGUGACCCAGACCAACAUGUAUGCCAAGAAGUACCAGGAGCGCUUUGGCAGCGAUGACGGAUGGACCAAUGUGACGCUGGCUGAGAUGAAGGCCUUUCUGGGCUACGUUACUUCUACUGGCGUGAACCGUUGCGAGUCAGUGCUGAGCAUCUGGAGCAGCGGAUUCUUCAGUAACCGCAGCAUCGCGCUCAAGAUGAGCCAGGCACGGUUCGAGAAGAUCCUCAAGUACUUCCACGUCGUAGCCUUCCGCUCCAGCCAAUGUGGCAGUCAGGGCCUCUAUAAGAUCCAACCCUUCCUGGACUCUCUCCAGCAGAGCUUCGCCUCGUCCUUCAGGCCCUCACAGACACAGGUCCUCCAUGAGCCCUUGAUUGAUGAGGACCCCGUGUUCAUUACCACAUGUACAGAGAGGGAGCUGCGCAAGAGGAAGAAGAGAAAGUUCAGCCUGUGGGUGCGACAGUGCAGCUCCACUGGUUUCAUCUGUCAGAUCUAUGUCCAUCUAAAGGAGGGUCCAGGUCCAGAUGGUUUGGACACGCUGAAAAAUAAACCCCAGCUUCACAGUCUGGUGGCCAAGCAGCUCUGUCAGAAUCUGGCUGGCCGUAAUGCAAUCAUCUUCACUGGCCCAAGCAUCACAAGUCUAAACUUGUUUCAGGAAUUUGAGAAACAGGGCAUCUACUGCUGUGGGUUGCUGAGCACUAGGAAGAGUGAUUGUACAGGUCUUCCUCAGUCUAUGCUGAUCAAUACCGAGGCUCCACAGCAACGUGGCCAGUCUCACAUUAAGAUGAGAGGCAAUAUGUCCAUAAUCAAUUGGUACAACAAAGGCACCUUCAGGUUCCUCACUAACGCCUACUCUCCCACUAAAGAAGGGGUGAUCAUUAAGAGGAAGAGUGGAGAAAUCCCAUGUCCCCUUGCUGUGGAGGCCUUCGCUGCACACCUGAGUUACAUCUGCAAAUAUGAUGACAAGUACAGCAAGUACUUCAUUUUCCACAAGCCUAAUAAGACCUGGCAGCAGGUGUUUUGGCUGACCAUCAGCAUCGCCAUCAACAAUGCCUAUAUUCUUUACAAGAUGUCAGACGCCUACCACGUCAAACGCUACAGCCGGGCGCAGUUCGGCGAGAGGCUGGUCAAGGAGCUUCUGGAUAUGAACGACUGCUCACCCACUCAGUGAAGAAACCGCAUGCUGUCUCUAACCCACUCAUACUAACAUACUCAAAUACACUUGCAUUCUGCACUUCAGGGUCAUUUUGAACAAACAAACCCUAUACAUAACGCUAUACAUAAAAUGUGUGCCAAGUUUGGUUGAAAAAGGGACGUUUUCCAUCUAAACUCACAUUUAAGACCCCAUUUGAUACUACAGGACUGUUGUAAAUACGUCACUGUAACACUUGCUGCAUGAGAAACACGAAAACGUGCCCUUUGUAGAUGUGCAAUGAUUUUUAUCCAUAGAGUUCCAGUAAUAGUGUUGACGUAGUUUUGAACCCUGAGGUACAUGUUUUGUGAAUUCUCUGUUUGUGAGCAGCAUUAUCCAACAUCCAGCACUGAUAAAUAUACUGUAUAUACUCUGUGAUUGAGGCGUUUUAUCAGCAAAACCAGAAUGUAAUGCAAUUCACAUGUUAGAUCACAGAACAUCGUAGAUGUUGUCCCAAAUACCUGGGCUUUUUUCUAUUUUAUAUCACUUAAUAUUUAUGAUCUUUAUGACUCUUUUUUUUAAAAGGCAGCAACAUUAGUGACGCAGAUGAUGUAUAAUGCCACACAGACACCAAAACUGGAGGUGAAAUGUGGCAAAACUACUAUGCUUUCCCAAUCUUUUUUUUACUCGGUAGUAGCGGUCAGGAUUCGCAAGUCUAAUGAUCCCAAAUUAGAUUUCAACAUAACAUGAACUCCUUUGUCUGCCUUUCAUUAAUAUCCAUAUCAUUUUGUCAAUUAAAUUAUUAUGAUGAAUAUACAGUAGGAAAAGGCCCAAUAUACAGUAGUAUACCAAAAAUAAUGUAAAUAUUAUUUCUAAUAAUU